This is a messenger RNA of Verticillium dahliae VdLs.17, 3585 nucleotides long. RefSeq lists its product as uncharacterized. The transcript has 2 exons. The record is from RefSeq and is a predicted model, not a curated record. Lineage: Eukaryota; Fungi; Ascomycota; Sordariomycetes; Glomerellales; Plectosphaerellaceae. The coding region runs from base 1 to 3585 and encodes 1194 amino acids.
AUGGCAGAAAAAGCCGACCCUAAGGACUACGCUCAGAAUCCUCAGAGCGCUCGGUCGACAUCGCCAGUUGCCACAUUCUCCCACCAGACACCACAAACCGCCCCUGCCGGGCGACGCGGCGCUCGGCAAUUGUCUACGCCAUUUGCUUCAUCCUCUGCUCAGACUGCCUCCUCGCCCUUUUCUGGCGGCGCUGCAUCUCGAAGGAAGCGUAUUCGCACGUUUGGCUUUGAUGGCAAUCCCGACGAUGAUGACGAGACCAACAAGAAGGGUUCUCACAAUCUUCGUAAGCGAGCCAAGAUCGACUACUCAGCACAUGAUUUCGAGGACGAGCUUCCCGAGAUUGCCCUUCCUGCCCCGCGUACCGCUACUCGUCGACGAAGGGCCGAGAGCGAGGUGGUCGGUGACGGCUUCACGCCGCCCAGCACUCAGCGCCGGCGCGCCAACUCGCGGGAGUUCUCUCAUACAGAUGACACUCCCGCCGGUCGCCGUAAAACCCCAGCCAAACGCCUUGCAGACCCGCAGCCCUACUUCCCUCCCUCAGACGAUGUUGUCAAGGAUACCAUUGAGGUUGUCGGCGAUUCCAGCGACUUGCACACGUCUGACGAGGUGUCGGACCAUGAUUCCAAGGUUGAGUCUCCAGCAGCCGAGAGAAAAUUCAAGCGACAAUCUGCAACACCAGACGGAGCACACGCACGCCCGACGUCGUCUUUCGAGCGAUACGAUCGGUUCGGCAACGGCAGUCAGCCAGACCAUGGUGCGCAGGCCAAUUCUCGUGACAACGGCCAGGGUAGCCUGGAAAUCGCACAUCCACAACCCAUACACAUCAAUCAUGUCUCAAUCAUCACGGCUCCCCAGCUCUCUCAAGAUUCAGACACACAGGCUGAGCGGCAUUCCGAAUUGAAGAUUGAGAGACUAUCUAGCCGAGCCGCUCACUUCACCUCCUCGCCACGUGCCUCGUCAGCCGAACAAUCCGCCGCUGGCCAUGGGGUUCCUGCAGUUGUGCCUCUGAGCAUGAGGGUGCAGUCCAAUACGCAGAUGGCCGCUGCACCUGCAGCUCCUUCUACAAGCUCAUCAUCGCUAGACCGGAGUGGACGCGGCGAUGACGGAAGCGCGGUGCAACUGACAGUCAACGGACGAGCCCACGUCCAGACAAGGUCUGAGAGCGAUAUCGCUGGCGAGGCCGGUAGUACGGAACGCCAGCUUGCACCGAACGCUUCUUCUCGACAUGAGCCGUCGAAUACACAGUACGGCGAUGCCGUUGAAAACAACGCACAGGCUGGUCCGAUGGGUUUGAAGACGCACACCACGAUUUGGCAGAACCACCACUGCACGAAUGGGGCAACACAGCCGUCCCAGGAACACCUAGGGAAGAGCAUUGACAGAAAUAUCCAUGGGCCUAGUAACAUGGAUAUUGGUGAGGACAGUGCUGAGAUCCAGGUGAAGACUUAUGCCUGGUCGCAUUUGACGCCAUAUGUCGAAGGCGAAGUCGUACUGCAUCCUGAGCCGACAAUGCAGGUGGCGACAGCUGGAGGCGAAGGUGAUGUUGAUGAAGACGGCGAUGCGCCCGAUGGCGAUGGUGAAGGCAAUGACGAUGAGCAGGAAGCUGCCGACAAGAAUGAUGCCGCCGCCAACGAUGACGCCGACCAGUAUGAGGACGAGGCCGAUCGGGACGACGGCGACAAGAGUGCAUCGCAAACUGUUCAGCCUGAAGAAGACAACAGUCUUCAAGCCGAUGGCCUGGCAGACGUCGACUCUGGUGCUGCCACGCCUCUGCCUCAAACCCCACGAGUGGGUUCUCCUGUAUCCGCGUCCGCGCAGCAGACAGGUGCGAACACUCCAUCGGCCGGCGAAGACAAGAGCAAGGCUGCCGUGGCAUCAGCUGGGAUUCAACGCAUGAGGAAACAGUUUCGAUUUCCCAAGCUGAGUGACCCAGCCCAUUACAGGGAAUACGUCAAAGAUCACAGCAACAUGUCGACGGAAGAGCUGUGGGCUUUCCUUGCCCACGUCAACACGACGCUUCUGGUCUGGCAGGAAGAAUGGCAAAAGUGCGGUCGGCAGGUCGAUGACGCGGAGAACGCAAAGAGACGUGAGAUUCAGGACGCCGAGUAUGAGAAGAAGACGGCCAACCUUUCUCAGUUCGCCAAGGUUGACUCAUAUGUGGAGAAAGAUUUUGACACUCGUGGCUAUCGCGCUCCCAUCAAGGAGAAAGAGCAGGGCACCUUCCACCAGCGGUGGCAGGACAGGGUUGAGGCCAUGGCUUAUGGCUAUGAGUAUGAUCCUCAUCCGUCCAAGAUUGGCCAGCAAGACCCCAUUGCCCAGCGUGAUGGUAUCAUGGCAGGCAGACAGCUGCGAAGCCAGCCUCAACAGACUGCCAAGGCCGCAGAAGGUGACGCAGAUGGCCUGGUGGUCACAGGCAAGAGGUCAAGAAAUCCGCCCAAACUGUACGAAGGAAUGUUACAAGACGAUGUUCGUUCCGCGACGCCAGCGAACCAAGCUGCCGCCGCCGCUACCGUCGUCAAGCCUAUCCUUAAAAGGCGCGGCAGACCGCCUCUCAAUCCGCACCCGGAGGACGUCUACCACCCGAAUGAGGAUGAAGACUCGGCGCCAAAGAACAAGCCAGGGCCCAAAAAACGGGGACCAAAGGGGAAGAGGGCCGCAGCUGCGGAUACAGAAGCCGACACGCCAGCCUCAGACUUGGCUCAGGUGCCUCCCAAGCGAAAACGCGGGCGGCAACCAAAGAUUGUCGUCGCAGAACCUGAGUCUGACGCGGCAGAUCCUGAAGAUACGGAACCCGAGGAGUUGGACGAGCCACUACCUAAGAGAGCGCGCACCACAAGAAAACGUGGCAAGAAUGCACGCAUGACCAGCUCCAGGCCGAUCAGCAGCGAAACAGUUGUUGACAGCUCAGACGAGUCACGACCCACAACAUCUUCGUCCAACGCUACCAUAUCAGAUGACGGAUCAACGUACAGCUUCCGCCAGAACAAGCGACAGCGUACUUCAAGGGGCGAAGCACAAGAUGAUGAAGAGAUUGUCGAAGCUGUUCAGCCUCCGAAAAAGAAGACACGCAUCAACUUCAAAGCGUCCACUCGCCCCCAAGCAGCGCACAAGGCCACACGAUCAGAAGCCAUUCUCGGCGAUAUGGCUGCAGCAUCUCAAGCUGCCAGCGCCACCCUAGGCGAACCGUCUCAUUUGAUCACUUUCAAGCAUAUGGGUGACGACAAAUGGACCGUAAACCGUGGUUCACGACCAAGCCGUGAUUCCUCAACAGCAGCGCCGUCCGCACAAGUCGCCCGUCUUUCAGCUGCCCCAUCGGCGCCACACUCUGCAGCAUCAUCCGCUGCCCCGAGCCAGGCUGGCGACGACCAAGACUACCGCUUGAUGACCAAGUCGCAGAAGAUGUCUGCUUCAAUGAAGAAACGCUGGCUGAAUGGCAGUAUGCAGAAUGCUGUCAACAAAAGAAAGGCCACUUUAGCUGCGAAAAAAGCGGCCAAUGCGCAGGCAGCAAUGGUGGCAGCUGCACCUGCUCCUCCGCAAUCCAAUGGGCAUAACCCUUUUACCAACGGAACCCAAUUCCAGCAGUAA